Molecule: messenger RNA, 1951 nt
Organism: Gopherus flavomarginatus (Mexican gopher tortoise)
Lineage: Eukaryota; Metazoa; Chordata; Testudines; Testudinidae
Gene: FGGY
Product: FGGY carbohydrate kinase domain containing
Exons: 17
Coding region: 132-1877 (581 amino acids)
Biological process (GO): carbohydrate metabolic process
Molecular function (GO): kinase activity; phosphotransferase activity, alcohol group as acceptor
Source: RefSeq, a predicted model, not a curated record
CAUGAGGCUUUCCGGCAACUGCUAGCAGUCAGGAAAUUGCCCUGUGAGGAAAAUUGUGGUUUCUUUAAACUGCUGUCUGCGUAUCCACUGCUAGCUAAUAUAAUAUUUCAGUUUGGACACACUUAUUGAAAAUGCAGAGUGAGAAGCAGGAUCCAGUAAAUUACUACGUUGGGAUUGAUGUUGGAACGGCAAGUGUUCGUGCAGCUUUGGUAGACCAAUUUGGGACAGUAGUGGCACAUGCAGAUCAGCCAAUCCAAAUUUGGGAACCCCAACCAGACCACUAUGAGCAAUCCUCUGAUGACAUCUGGGCUGCUUGUUGCACAGUGACAAAGAAAGUCAUCCAACAAGUAGAGGUUGCCUGGAUUCGAGGGCUCGGUUUUGAUGCUACGUGUUCACUUGUUGUUGUGGAUAAGCAGUUUCAGCCCUUGGCAGUUAAUUAUGAAGGGGAAUGUAAAAGAAACAUCAUUAUGUGGAUGGACCAUCGUGCAGCCAGUCAAGUGGACAGAAUCAAUGGAACUCAACACAGUGUUUUGAGCUACGUUGGGGGAGCGAUGUCUGUAGAAAUGCAGCCGCCUAAGUUGCUGUGGAUGAAAGAAAACUUAAGAGAGUCUUGCUGGGAAAAGGCAGGCUACUUCUUUGAUCUUCCAGAUUUCUUAUCAUGGAAAGCAACAGGUGUCACUGCAAGGUCUCUCUGUCCAUUGGUGUGCAAAUGGACAUAUUCCCCAGAGAAGGGCUGGGAUGAUAGUUUCUGGAAGGUGAUUGGCUUAGAAGAUUUGGUGGCAGAUAAGUAUGAAAAAAUAGGAAACCAAGUCCUGUCUCCUGGAGCUUCUGUUGGAAAUGGCCUAAUGCCAGAGGCUGCAAAAGACCUCGGUCUUGCUGAAGGGACUGCAGUAGCAGCAUCUCUCAUUGAUGCACAUGCUGGAGGACUAGGAGUGAUUGGAGCAGAUGUGAAAGGAUAUAACCUGCCCUGUGAAAAUCAGCCAGUUACGUCCCGGCUUGCUGUGAUAUGUGGAACAUCUUCCUGUCACAUGGGGAUAAGUGAUGCUCCCAUUUUUGUGCCUGGUGUUUGGGGUCCCUAUUACUCAGCCAUGGUGCCUGGAUUCUGGUUGAAUGAGGGAGGCCAAAGUGCUACAGGAAAACUGAUAGAUCACGUAGUUCGAGGCCACAUUGCCUUCCCAGAGUUACAAGCAAAAGCUGCAGCCAGGCAAGCCACCAUUAUGCCAGUCGGCUGCAGUUUUGGAACUGACCAGCAGGAAGCAUUGCACAAGGAGUGCAGCUGCUACUGCUUCAGAAGUGCUCAAAAUAUAUAUACAUACUUGAACAGUCACCUGGAUCUGAUUAAGAAAUCUUUGCCUGUGGGUUUCCUCACUGUUGAUUUACACGUUUGGCCAGAUUUCCAUGGUAACCGAUCUCCCUUAGCAGAUCUGACACUGAAGGGCAUGGUUGUUGGACUGACAUUGUAUCAAGGCCUUGAUGAACUCGCACUUAUCUACUUGGCCACAAUUCAAGCCAUUGCUUUGGGAACAAGACAUAUUUUGGAAACUCUACAGUCUGCCGGGCAUCACAUCAGCACUCUGUUUCUGUGCGGUGGACUGAGCAAGAAUCCACUCUUUGUGCAGAUGCAUGCUGACGUUACCGGAAAGCCCAUUGUCCUGUCCAAAGAGGUGGAGUCUGUUUUAGUUGGUGCUGCUAUUCUUGGAGCUUGUGCUUCUGGAGAUUUUGCUUCGGUACAGGAGGCCAUGGAGAGAAUGGGGAAAAUCGGGAAAAUCGUGCAACCAAACCACAGGGAUAAAAGAUUUUAUGACAAGAAGUAUGAAGUGUUUCUGAAACUUGUUGAACAUCAGAGAGAGUAUAAAGCCAUCAUGCAAGGCGUAUAAUCAACAGUCAUAUAAUCUGGGAACUACAGGGAUCACAGAAUUUCCAGAGGUUUACAAUUAAAAGUUCAUAGGAA